GCAGUGCUUUCAAACUCAGAGAUCCAGUUUCCGUUCGCGAAUAACCAAUGAUUUAGCUACGUACAGAUGACGUAUUUGAAGUCUUUUCAUGCGAUAUUGAUAAACUUUAUGUGACACUCCGAAGCAUUCAUGCAAGCGGUGGUGCUUGAUGUCCACAGUUGAAAAGGCGUUCGAAGAUAGAGCUGGUGGUAUUCUUCUUUUCUCCUCUGGUUGGCUAGCCAAGCUGGACAGUGUUAAAUUAAAUAAUAUUUGCAGCCGGAGAUCAAGUGUAGUCUACGGAAAGAAAGUAUACAUUUGGAUAUGGGUCAGGUCCACGGGAACUGCUUCCAAAGUGGGAAGCAGCACAUACGAUCACCGAGAAAUGUGGUCCUGUAUAAAUCAUCAGAAGAGGAGGCGAACAGAAACGUGUUAACUACAGUUAAAUCCAGAUGUGGAUACAUUGGGACAAGCCAGCCAUUGACAAGACGCAGAAAUAGUGAGUGGCACCCUGACGGUUGGGGCGGCUCCACUCAAAACUAUUUGACAGACGGGGGAAUAUGUUCAUGGAUAAUCCCCAUCCAGGCAUUAAUGAAAACAAAACACGUAGAUCAGCGAAGAGUCUCUUUUCGGCGAAUUCAUUUUCUUAGCUGUACAAUCGCAAAUAUAUAUGCAUUGUUUUGUAUGUAUGUGUACAUUAAGUUUGUCAAACAAAGUUACAAUUGGUUAAGGUUACUUUUAACUAAACAAGUGAAGGUUGGUAAUACAGGUCAAGAAAAUUAAGUGCUAAUGAAACUAGGGUAGUAAAAAAAUGAUGAGUUGUCACAAACAGUUGUAAUAAUAAUAGUGAGUUUUACUCAGGAUGCACA
Messenger RNA from Trichobilharzia regenti, 845 nucleotides. The record is from the annotation of a GenBank genome assembly. NCBI's taxonomy places the organism in Eukaryota, Metazoa, Platyhelminthes, Trematoda, Strigeidida, Schistosomatidae.